Molecule: messenger RNA, 1484 nt
Organism: Anthonomus grandis grandis
Lineage: Eukaryota; Metazoa; Arthropoda; Insecta; Coleoptera; Curculionidae
Gene: jhamt
Product: juvenile hormone acid O-methyltransferase
Exons: 3
Coding region: 500-1330 (276 amino acids)
Molecular function (GO): S-adenosylmethionine-dependent methyltransferase activity
Source: RefSeq, a predicted model, not a curated record
AAUUUUUGCUUUUCGUUUUUAACAAUUAAUUUUAGUACCAGAAUAAAUAAUUUUAAACUGAAAUUUAAAGAGGCAUAGCUCGGAAACGGUUUCAAAUAGACCUUUCAAAGAAGGUAUCACUUGACAACCCCUCCUAAUUUAAAAUAUUUAAAAGGGUGCUCUAAAAUUAAAAUUAUUAAUAAUACUCUGCAUUUAAUUUCUAUAUUACACAAAAUUAACAAAUGACCAUUAACAAGACAUAGUAUAAUUGGACAAGAUAAGCCACUAAACUAAUGACUUAACUCCAAAAUCAUGCAAUUUUUGUGAAGAAAAACAACUAUUUUAAUUAGGCAACCACACUACAUCCUGAUAGCUAAUAAACCUCCCAAGCUCUUAACCAAAAUAAAAACCAAAAGUAUCCUUUAAACAGCACAUUUUGGGGAUCGCUGGUCUGAAAAACUCUUAUAAAACGCACUUGGCCCGUCCCAAAAAUUCAUUUCUACUCUUCGUACCAUCAAAAAUGGAUCGACCAGAAUUCUACUCAAAAAACAAGAAUUUACAGACCACAGAUAACAUUUAUGUCAUCGAUAAGUAUUUCGAUUUAAUCGCGUUCGAUCAUGAUCGAAGUCAUACCGCGUUAGAUUUGGGGUGCGGGGACGGUUAUACCACCUCGCAAAUUCUAUUGCCAAAAUUGCCAAAGAACGUAAAGAAAUUGAUAGGAGCGGAUAUCAGUGAAAAUAUGGUGAGUUUUGCGAAACAACUUCAGGAUUCCAGGCUGGAUUUUCACCGUAUGGACAUUGAGGAUGGCGACAGUUGUUUGGAGUUUAAGGAAGCGUUUGAUCAUGUAUUUUCCUUUUAUUGUUUACAUUGGAUACCCAACCAGAGAAAAGCCUUUCAAAACAUCCAUCGUGUCCUGAAACCUGGCGGAGACGUUUUGCUAAGUUUCCUCGGCACAAAUCCGAUUUUCCAAGUCUACGAGAGCAUUUCCAAGAACAUCCAUUGGGCGCCGUAUUUCAGAAGCGAAAUGGUGUCUCCAUACCAUAACUGUGAAAAUCCUGCAGAUGUCAUUGAGAAACUAUUAAGGGAAAUCGGAUUUAAAGAGUGCAAGUGCAUUGUUGAGGAUCGGAGGUUCGUGUUCGAGAACUGGGCUCAAUUGAAAAAAUCAGUUAUAGCAGUCAAUCCCACGCUUCCACUCCUAUCCAGAAGCGACCGAAUCCAGUACCUGCAGGACUUCACAAAAGAAGUGAACUUUAUCUACGGUCGCAAUUUAAAAUUGAGCGAAAAUGAUAAUGACCAGAAAAUUCCUGUAGAAUAUAAGUUAAUAAUCGUAUAUGCUAAGAGAGUAAUGUGAAUAAUAUAUUAGUUUUAGUACCUAGAUAUGAGGCCUAAUCUUUUUUUUUAAGUAAAAGUAUAUGUAGAAAUAUUUUUAAUUAACUUAUUUUUGUAAACUAUUUUUAUAUAAAGAUUUAUUUACGUUUUUAAAUAUAUUUGUUAUGUGAAUUAUA